This is a messenger RNA of Heteronotia binoei (common prickly gecko), 1135 nucleotides long. RefSeq names its product D-aspartate oxidase (gene DDO). The record is from RefSeq and is a predicted model, not a curated record. Gene Ontology annotation, molecular function: D-amino-acid oxidase activity; FAD binding. Lineage: Eukaryota; Metazoa; Chordata; Lepidosauria; Squamata; Gekkonidae. Bases 6 to 1031 code for a protein of 341 amino acids. The transcript is spliced from 4 exons.
AGAAUAUGACCAAGGUCAAAAUUGCAGUUGUUGGUGCUGGGCUGAUUGGCCUCUCUACCGCCGUCUGCAUUUCAGAAUCUAUUCCAGGCUGCAGUGUGACUGUAAUUGCUGACAGAUUCACUCCCAACACGACCAGUGAUGUAGCAGCUGGGAUACUUAUUCCACAUGUUUUUCCAGGCACACCAGUUCAUCAACAGAAGCAGUGGUUUAAGGAGACCUUUGACCACCUUUCAGGAAUCUGUAAUUCCUCACAGGCUUCAGAGGCUGGGGUUCAUUGGGUAUCUGGCUGGCAGAUCUUUAAAACUGUUCCUGAGGAGAAUACACCAUUCUGGUCAGAUGUUGUUCUGGGGUUUCGCUCAAUGUCUGAAAAGGAGAUGAAGAAAUUUCCACAGCACAAAUUUGGUCAGGCCUUCACUACAAUCAAAUGUGACUGUCCACCCUACCUGCUGUGGUUGGAGAAAAAGCUGAAAGAAAAUGGAGGCCAUGUGCAUGCUAGGAAAAUUGAAGACAUGUGGGAACUACACAGUGACUAUGACAUCAUAGUGAAUUGCUCUGGCCUUGGCUCUCGGAAGCUCAUGAAUGACCGGAAGAUGUACCCCAUCAGAGGCCAGGUUCUCAAAGUUCAUGCCCCUUGGAUCAGACACUUCAUUCGUGAUGGUGAUGGAUUAACAUAUAUCUAUCCAGGGGUACAUGGUGUAACUUUAGGUGGGACAAGGCAAAAAGAUGACUGGAACCUGUCCCCUGAUCCCAAUACCAGCAAAGGCAUCCUUAGUCGAUGCUGUGCUCUUGAACCUUCACUUCAUGCAGUUCGGGAUGUAAAAGUGAGAGUAGGCCUGAGGCCAACAAGGUCAGCGGUCAGACUGCAGAAAGAGGUGUUGGUUCGAGGCAGUGAGAAGCUACCGGUCAUCCACAAUUAUGGCCACAGCAGUGGUGGCUUUUCACUGCAUCAGGGUACAGCCAGAGAGGCAACUCGGUUGACUAAAGAGUGUGUUGCAGCACUGGAAAUGUCCAGGUGUAGGGCAAAACUAUAAACUCCAAGGGGAAUCACCUUUUCUUUCUUGUGGUGAUUAGGAACCUAAUUGGAUUAGAAUGUUCUGAAAUAAUAAAGUCAGGAAAAGGGUUUCAGGGCUUACAA